Messenger RNA from Peromyscus maniculatus bairdii (prairie deer mouse), 5312 nucleotides. Lineage: Eukaryota; Metazoa; Chordata; Mammalia; Rodentia; Cricetidae. The record is from RefSeq and is a predicted model, not a curated record.
CUGGACGGAGAUUGUUGGAACGAAACAACGCAAGAAGCGUUCGACCCCUCGCUUCUUGCGUCCCGCCCACGCUCCGGCAGGGUUCUCCCGGGCUUUUUGAUUUCUUGGGUCUUGGACCUCAGGGUCUUAACUUUAUGCAGACACGGAAAACAGACCCUGGCCGGUUGACCUUCAGCUCUUGUGCCAUCUGAGCUAGUCGUGGCGUAACACCGCACGUUUGUGUGAAACGAAACGCUGUGUGUGGAGACAGGAGGGAUAAGCUGGGAAGACUACAGCCUCAGCCUCACCAUGAGCAUAAGGAGGCUUUUCCAGCCUUCUGCUCUCCACUGGGCAUGGAGGACGGCUGCCAUGAAAAGUACCCUGGGCAGGCAGCAGGGAGCCCUACGCUGGACACAUUCUGGAGGCCGCAGCUACAGAGCCGUCAUUUUUGACAUGGGGGGAGUUCUCGUGCCUUCUCCAGGGACAGUGGCUGCUGAGUGGGAGGUGCAGAAUCGUGUUCCUUCUGGGACCAUAGUGAAGGCCUUGAUCAGAGACGGCGACAGCGGACCCUGGAUGAGGUUUAUGAGAGGAGAGAUGACGACAGAGGCCUUCUUGGAAGAAUUCGGGAGAGUGUGCUCUGAAAUCGCAAAGACUUCCGUGCCUGUGGAUUCAUUUUUCUCUCUGCUGACCAGUGAAACAGUGGCCAAGCCAUUCCCAGUGAUGACACAGGCCAUCUCUCAGAUCAGAGCGGGAGGCCUUCAGACCGCAGUCUUGACCAAUAACUUUUGUCUCUCCAAUGGGAAAAGCUUUUUGCCCCUGGACCGGAAACAGUUUGACGUGGUGGUGGAGUCCUGCCUGGAAGGCGUCUGUAAACCAGACCUCAGGAUAUAUCAGCUGUGCCUGCAGCGGCUAAACCUGCAACCCUCAGAGGCCAUUUUCCUGGAUGACCUGGGACCCAAUCUGAAAGCAGCCGCCAGCCUGGGCAUUCACACCAUUAAGGUUGACCAUCCCGAGACAGCGGUGAAGGAGUUGGAAGCUCUUCUGGGGUUCCCGUUGUGUGGGGGUAUCCCCAACACUCGUCCUGUGAGGAAGACCAUGGAGAUUCCAAAGGAUGCCCUGGAGAAAUACCUGAAGGGCUUGCUGGGGACCCACAGCACUGGGCCCAUGGAGAUCCUUCAGUUUGACCAUGGACAGUCAAAUCCAACGUAUUUCAUCAGGCUGGCUGACCGGCAGCUGGUUCUGAGGAAGAAACCCCCAGGGACCCUCCUUCCCUCUGCCCAUGCCAUAGAGAGGGAGUUCAGGAUAAUGAAAGCCCUUGGGAAUGCUGGUGUCCCUGUUCCCACUGUCCUUGACCUCUGUGAAGACUCAAGCAUCAUCGGUACCCCCUUCUACUUGAUGGAGUACUGCCCAGGCAUCAUCUACAAAGACCCCUCGCUGCCAGGCUUGGAGCCCCGCCAGCGGCAAGCCAUAUACACGGCCAUGAACCAAGUCCUGUGCAGAAUUCACAGUGUGGACCUGCAGGCCGCGGGCCUGGACAGCUUCGGGAAGCAAGGGGACUAUAUUCGUCGCCAGGUACAGACCUGGACCAAGCAGUACCGAGCAGCGGAGACCGGCAGCAGCAUCCCAGCAAUGGAGAGGCUUAUCCAGUGGCUGCCGCAGCACCUUCCCAGGCAACAGAGAACCACAGUGGUGCAUGGCGACUUCAGGCUGGACAACCUGAUGUUCCAUCCCGAAAAGGCGGAGGUGCUCGCCGUCCUGGACUGGGAACUCUCGACCUUAGGGGACCCCUUUGCCGACGUGGCCUACAGCUGCCUGGCUCACUACCUACCGUCCAGCUUUCCCAUGCUGAGAGGGUUCAGGGACCAGGAUGUGACACAGCUGGGCAUCCCAACGGCAGAGGAGUACUUCAGGAUGUACUGUCUUCACAUGGGCCUCCCGCCCAUCGACAACUGGAACUUCUACAUGGCUUUCUCGUUUUUCCGCGUGGCGGCGAUUCUUCAGGGAGUCUACAAGCGGUCCCUCACAGGACAGGCAAGCUCGGCAACAGCCAGACAAAGCGGGAAGCUCACCGAGUUCAUGGCUGAGCUGGCGUGGGACUUCGCCACCAAAGAAGGGUUCCGGGUUUUCAAGGAGAUGCCAGCCGCCAAACCACAAGUGAGAUCCUACCAUGCAUGGGCCGGGUCACGGCCCCCCCAGCCGACCCCCACGGGUGUGAGGCGUUACAGUGCCGCAGCAGGUGCUUCCCCUGCUCAGGAGGCAAAGGGAGGCCUGAUCAUCUCUCCAGAGGGCCUCGCUCCUCGGGUCAGAAAGUUGUAUGACCGGCUGUUGCGGUUUAUGGAACAGAACGUGUACCCCCUGGAACCAGAGCUGCAGAGACACCAGGCCUCGGCUGACAGGUGGACCCCUUCCCCGCUGAUAGAAGACCUCAAGGAGAAAGCCAAGGCUGAAGGGCUUUGGAACCUUUUCUUACCCUUGGAGACAGAUCCUGAGAAAAAAUACGGAGCAGGGCUGACUAACGUGGAGUACGCACAUCUGUGUGAAGUAAUGGGCAUGUCCCUGUAUGCUUCUGAGAUAUUUAAUUGUUCUGCCCCGGAUACGGGGAACAUGGAGCUCCUGGUGCGGUAUGGCACCGAGGAACAGAAGGCCCGCUGGCUGGUGCCACUGCUGGAGGGCAGGAUCCGCUCCUGCUUCGCCAUGACUGAGCCCCAGGUGGCCUCGUCAGAUGCCUCCAAUAUUGAGGCUUCCAUCAGAGAGGAAGGUGGCUCCUAUGUCAUAAAUGGUCGCAAGUGGUGGAUCUCAGGCAUCCUGGAUCCACGCUGCAAACUCUGUGUGUUUAUGGGGAAAACAGACCCACAGGCUCCGAGGCACCAGCAGCAGUCCAUGGUCUUGGUUCCCAUGGACACCCCAGGAAUCCAUGUCAUCCGGCCUUUGUCAGUGUAUGGGCUGGAGGAUGCUCCAGGGGGCCAUGGUGAAGUACAUUUCAAGGACGUGCGUGUGCCCAAGGAGAACAUAAUCCUGGGCCCCGGUCGAGGCUUUGAGAUCGCGCAGGGCAGGCUGGGGCCUGGCCGGAUCCAUCACUGCAUGAGGCUGAUUGGGUAUUCGGAGAGGGCCCUGGCACUCAUGAAGACACGCGUGACGUCCCGCACGGCCUUCGGGAAGCCCCUUGUGGAGCAUGGCACCAUCCUGGCAGACAUUGCCCGGUCACGUGUGGACAUCGAGCAGGCUCGGCUGUUGGUGCUAAAAGCCGCCCACCUCAUGGAUGUGGCAGGAAACAAGGCUGCAGCUUUAGAGAUUGCCAUGAUCAAAAUGGUAGCCCCGUCCAUGGCCUAUCAAGUAAUUGACCGUGCUAUUCAGGCCUUCGGAGCAGGGGGCCUGAGCAGCGACUACCCCCUGGCCCAGUUCUUUGCCUGGGCCCGAGCCCUGCGCUUUGCUGAUGGCCCAGAUGAGGUACACCGGCUGACCGUGGCUAAGAUGGAAAUGAAGAAUCCCAGCAGGCUACAGGAGCCAGCAGCGCCCAGAGUGUAGAUUCUGUGCUUGGAAAGGCCAGGCUGUAGGAAUCUGGACACCUGUGUGCCGUGUUCUCUCUAGAGGCGAUGGGGUUCCUUCUCAGGCCUUCUAGGAACGCCGAGGCUGCAGACCACAGCUGAUGUUCCUGGGAACUGGGAUGAAACCACUGUGUGAGCACUGGAGUGCCCACAUCAUGGGAUACUGACUCAGAUGCCCUGUUCGAAAGGGGCUGUUGGGACACACAGUCUGUGUACCUCCUGUGUCACACCAAGGACAUGGGAAUAAAGGCUCCCAUAGCUCCUGUGACUCAGGUGCCCGUGGCUUCCUCAAGUCUCUGCUGCUUCCCCUACACCGGCCCCAUAUGCCAGGGCACCUUGGCUCAUGGAUGCCAUGGCUCCUGAUUCUCCCAAUGUCUUCCCAUCCCCUCACCACCAGAAAACCUCACCAGGGGAACCAUGCCAUCCGAGUGAGAUCCCGGUUGACUGCGACACUCUGUCACCCAUCAGCAGUCACGGUGGGGCAUGAGGGAAGUCAGACGAGAUGCUGCUGAGAUCGGAAGAGUAAUGUGUCCUCCCUGAGGAUCGGGGGGUGGCCACCUUGGCAAGGUCUGAGGUCUUACAGGAACAGGGGCCUCAUGAGACCAGAAAAGAUGAAGAAGCCGUGGCUGGGAGGACUCGGCUUGAAGAUGCAGCCACAGCCCGUCUCUGGGCAGCAAGCUGGGCCGGCACCAUCACAUGCUGUACUGUGGACCUGACCUCAGGGUACCUGCUUCCUCCGAAUGGACUUGAUGCUGCAGCCUGGGCCGUGCACUCUAGAGUGCGCGGUCACCACAGGCUCCUGACUCAGUUUCUCAGGUGUGCUGGGAACACAGGUGCCACCGCACCUGAGGGACGGUUCCCGAAGGACGAUCGAUGAAGUGCCCACCGAUCACUGUCAGCGCCAGCACACCGGCAGAUUCCUGCCACCUCAGUCCCACCUCUGUUUCAGGCCUGGGAGAAAAAAGAGGGGUUCAUAAAAAAACAUGACGUGGCAUAUUAUGUGGCCCUAAGAAUGCCUCUUGUGCCUCCUGAGUUAAGUUAACCUUGCUCUACUGCACGCCAAUGUAUGAUACACCCCACAUCUCCCUCAGAUUCGCUGCUUCAAGGCCCGGAUACACCGGCAUUGUGUAAGCCCCUGGCCUUAACCACUGAGCUAUCCGCACAAAUCCCAGUGUGGGUUUGUGAAAGAGCCUGCCAGGGCUGGGGAGGAGGCAAGGCCGGGGAAAAUGCUUCCUGCACAGGCAUGGGCUCCUGAGUCUGGGUUCCAGAACCCGCAUGGGAAAGCGGAGUGUGUGGCACAUACUUGUGAUCACCGGGAGGGUGGCGACAGGAGGGUCGCUGUGGCUCACUGGCCAGCCCUGCCUGCUUGCUCAGUUCUAGGCCCAUCUCAGAAAUAAAGAUGGCCUGGUCCUGGAGAGUUACACCAGAGGUUGUCCUCUGGCCUCCAGAGACACACAAGAAACACACACACACACACACACACACACACAGAGAGAGAGAGAGAGAGAGAGAGAGAGAGAGAGAGAGAGAGAGAGAGAGAAUGACUCUCUCUUUUUUUUUUUAAAGAUUUGUUUGUUAUGUAUACAGAGUUCAUUCUGCCUGUAUAAGGAGGCACUGGAUCUCAUUACAGAUGGUUGUGAGCCACCCUGUGGGAAUCGAACUCAGAAUCUCUGGAAGAGCAGCCAGUGCUCCUCACCUCUUGAGAUAAUCGCACCAGCUCCUGUAAAUGACUUUUUAUUCUUCAAAGUUGUGGGGGUUUGAAUUAAAUUUAUAUGAGUAUGUAAUGAA